Mugil cephalus (flathead mullet) is the source of this 1392-nucleotide messenger RNA. It is a transcript of the gene plcxd1.2, whose product is annotated as PI-PLC X domain-containing protein 1. The coding region runs from base 260 to 1222 and encodes 320 amino acids. Gene Ontology annotation, biological process: lipid metabolic process. NCBI's taxonomy places the organism in Eukaryota, Metazoa, Chordata, Actinopteri, Mugiliformes, Mugilidae. The record is from RefSeq and is a predicted model, not a curated record. Gene Ontology annotation, molecular function: phosphoric diester hydrolase activity. The transcript has 6 exons.
AUUCUAGGCUACAGCUCAACAGCUAAGAACAAAUAAUGCUUUACUCUCAAACUCACAAAUGACAUAAAAAUAUUUUUUUUUCUGCAUUUCUUUCAUCAUGUCGGGACGUCCAUGUGAACCGAGCGGCUACACAGUCACUGUCUGUCAACACCAUUGAUACAGGAAGCCAGGAAAUACAAAGUUUCUUCUCCCUCCCCUCCCCUUCGUAUUUUGGGAUGUGCGCUCGAUGGUUUAAAGUCAUCAGACCAAAGAGGCGCAUAUGAGCUUCUGCCGACCGACAGACAUGGACUGGAUGUCGGCUUUACCCGAGGAGCUGUGGGACACCUCUCUGACGGAGCUGGCGAUACCUGGGAGCCAUGAUGUCAUGAGCUACUGCCUGGACAUUAACUCCCCACUGGUCAGGUCUGAGUCCGACUUUUUCCGGCUCCUGGAUGGACUUUUCUACUGCUUCACAAGGCCCCUCAUUUUUAAAUGGGCCACCACGCAGGACAAAAGCAUCGAGGAACAGCUCUCCAUGGGGAUUAGAUACUUUGAUCUGCGCGUCGCGCACAAACCCAACGACUCCUCCAGCGACCUGCACUUCACACACGUCAUAUACACAUAUGUGACAGUUCUGGAGACACUUGUCUAUGUGGCCGACUGGCUCAAGUCUCACCCGAAGGAGAUCGUUAUCCUCGCUUGCCGGCAUUUUGAGGGAAUUGAUGACAUACGCCAUGAAUCAUUCAUUUUCUCCCUGAAGAAGCUGUUCGGCUCUAAACUGUGUCCCCGCAAGGAAUCCGUCCUGACCUUGCGGAGUCUGUGGGCAGCUGGUUACCAGGUCAUCCUGUCCUAUGACGACCAGAUCGCAGCGCGACAUGAGGAGCUGUGGCCAGCCAUCCCUUACUGGUGGGCCAACAAACGCACAGCACAAGGAGUGAUCAGUUACCUGGACUGGAACAAAGACAUGGGACGUCCACAGGGCUUCUUUGUCUCAGGCCUGAACUUGACAGCUGACAAGUCCUACAUCACCAAGAACCGAAAGCAAUCCCUGCGCACGCUGACCUACAGCAACUGGGAUUGUUUAAGUGAAUGGGUGCAGGACCAGAUACCGGGAUCAAAGCCCGAGAGCUUGAACAUCAUUGCUGGAGACUUUGUGGGAUCGCUUCCACUCUGCUCUCUGGUGAUCGAACUGAACCAAAAACUGAUCCGGAAGAGCUCCAGCCAGAUGAAAAAGCAUUAUUAGCCCUUUUUAAUGUGAACGUAUUUCAUCGUACCUCAUUUUGUGUUUUCUUAGCUUCUCUAAAUUUAUUUUUCUCAUUUAAAAGUUUUAAGUCAACAGUUGUGCGGCCGGGACUGCAGGCGGUAGAGGCUGUCCACUGAUCAUGGCUGAUCAUGGGCUGGUGGUUUUGAUCU